AUGCAUGUGGACUGCCGCCGUAUCUUAGCAAAUGACAUAAGUUACCUGAAAACAAUCGCUAAAAAGAGACCAACGCUUUGUGAAAGAAAACAUUCAAGGGACAUGAGCUGCGAAACAAUCAGAAGCAGAGUGCUUCCACCAGUUCAGGAAGAGCGUUUGGAAUUUGGAAUCGCUCACGUGCGAAUCGUCUAUGAGAACUAUGUAUUCAUUGAAGAAGAGCUAAGAUCGAGUUAUCACAGUCAAAAUCAUUUCUGUUACUUUCUCGACAAAAAGGCUGAUACCUUAUUUAAAACACGAAUGCAUUUAUUGGAUGAGUGUUUCCCCAACGUUUACAUACCACACAAGCAACUAAGCAUAGAUGCAUGGGGACAUUUCAUGUUUUUUGCUUAUCACGAAUGUUUGAAAGUUUUGACAGAAGUGGAUGGCUGGAAGUAUGCUCUGCUGUUACAAAACUAUGACCUUGUUAUCAAGUCCGUUAAAGAAUUUAUAGCUAUUUACAACAUAUUAGGCGGUGCUAACGAUAUCCCACUCCAUAAGUGUGAAACAAGAUGUCAGAAUUUGGACAAACAAAAAUGGGAUGCAAAAACUCUUCGCUUUUAUAACGAAUCGGCGACAGAACAAUCGCGCUCGAAUGGCGUUCUAAAAUUUGCUAAAGGAACUGCACAGGUUUCUUUAUCCCGAGCAGCUGUAGAAUGGAUGAUCUCCACGGUGAACCUUAGCACCAUCAUGCAUCUCUUCAACAACAAGAAGGUAUAUGGCAUCGACGAAAUUCUAUACUCCUCGCUGCAAGUGAGCGAUGGUCUUGGUAUGCCAGGUCAUUUCACCUCUGCGUGUCUUGAAAAAGGAUUUUGGUCGCCGGCUGUUACGAGGCUCUCGUAUCAUGACAGUCGACUCUGCAGGUGUCCCUCCGGAAAGAGUAGAAAUAGUAUAUGCAUUUUUGGAAUAGAAGAUCUCGGAAUCUUAGCAUCGAGUCCCAGACUUAUCGCUAACAAAAUUCUCCCCGACUAUGAUUAUGCUGUCGUAGACUGCGUUCAUGAGCUUCUAUUCAACAGAACAUUUAGGAACCUCGUCAAUCCACACUUUGAGUUGCAGUAUUACAAGGAACUGCCACAUGUGCAAUACCAUAGAAAUCAUUCAAUCAACUCGAGCAACGAAAUAGACUGUUCCACGAAUUUUCGCACCAUUCUAAAAAAUAAGGAUAUCAACAGGAGAAGGGCAUGCAGAUUUGGCUUUUUUUCUAUGUUUUAA
Cylicocyclus nassatus is the source of this 1248-nucleotide messenger RNA. The record is from the annotation of a GenBank genome assembly. Lineage: Eukaryota; Metazoa; Nematoda; Chromadorea; Rhabditida; Strongylidae.